Messenger RNA from Carassius auratus (goldfish), 3548 nucleotides. It is a transcript of the gene agpat3, whose product is annotated as 1-acylglycerol-3-phosphate O-acyltransferase 3. NCBI's taxonomy places the organism in Eukaryota, Metazoa, Chordata, Actinopteri, Cypriniformes, Cyprinidae. The transcript has 10 exons. Bases 616 to 1749 code for a protein of 377 amino acids. The record is from RefSeq and is a predicted model, not a curated record. Gene Ontology annotation, molecular function: 1-acylglycerol-3-phosphate O-acyltransferase activity. Gene Ontology annotation, cellular component: endoplasmic reticulum; endomembrane system.
AGGAUUGUUGGGUCUUGCUAAGGAUUCGCUAACCAGAACUGUUUUGAAUUUGGGCCAGCAAUUCACGUUGGAGUACAGCAUCGGAAGACUCACUUUUUACAUCCGCUGGUGUGUGGUUUUGAGUGGUGCAGCCACCUUUAUGGGCUCUAGUUUGGAUCCUGCUUGCGUCAUCAUAAAAGUGCUCUCCUUCUGUGGGAUUUGCUUUAGCAUGUGGUUGUAGGCAAAGCGAGACCUGGCGCCUCGCUCAGCUUUUUAAAAGGAUUUCUUUGACAUACUUUCAGGAGCACUUUCUGUACUUGUAUUCACCUGUCUCCAAGCUUGUCAAGACCAGAACCACCUGCCCAUUUUUGAACGAAGCCAGAAGCGGCUAAUUUCAUCAUUAUUCUGCUUUGAAGGCCCAUCACCAGAAGCGGAGAUGCUGAACCAGGGGGCUGUGAUGAUCUUCACAGGGAUCUGUGGGGCGUUAGUGGUCAUGGCAGUGGCCUACUACGCCUACUGGUCGGUGGUGCUAAGUGAAGGGCCGUGUAAAAGAGGAUUGUAAAGACUAACCCGCUGUGCAGUGUGUGUGGGGGGUGAGUGUGUGUGUGUGUGUGUGUGUGGAGGGGGCUCUCAGUCAUGGGUGUGGUGGCGUGGCUGAAGAGCCUGUUCAUACUGCAGCUCUUGAUUGGCUUCGUGUUUGUGGUGAGCGGCCUCAUUAUCAACUUCACCCAGCUGUGUACCUGUGUGCUGUGGCCCUUCAACAAACAGCUGUACCGCAAGAUCAACACCAGACUCGCCUACUCGCUAUGGAGCCAGUUGGUGAUGCUGUUAGAGUGGUGGUCUGGCACCGAGUGCACACUCUACACCGAUCAGGCCACGGUGGAUAAGUUUGGUAAAGAGCACGUCAUCAUCAUCCUCAAUCACAACUAUGAGAUCGACUUUCUGUGCGGCUGGACCAUGUGUGAGAGAUACGGCGUACUGGGGAGUUCUAAGGUUCUGGCUAAACACGAACUGCUGAAAGUUCCUCUGAUCGGCUGGACGUGGUACUUCUUGGAAAUCGUUUUCUGUAAGCGGAAGUGGGAGGAGGACAGAGAAACUGUCUUCAGUGGGCUGAACCGUCUCCGAGAUUACCCAGAAUACAUGUGGUUCCUGCUGUACUGUGAAGGAACAAGAUUUACGGAAAAGAAACAUGAGAUAAGCAUGCAGGUGGCUGAGAGUAAGGGCCUUCCAAAACUGAAGUACCACCUGCUGCCCCGCACCAAAGGAUUCACCACUACACUGCAAUGCCUCAAGGGAACAGUGGAAGCUGUGUACGAUGUCACGCUGAACUUCAAAGACAAGCAGAACCCAACCCUGCUGGGCAUCGUUAACGGCAAGAAAUACAAAGCCGACAUGAGCAUCAGGCGCUUCCCUGUGGAGGAGAUUCCUGAUGAUGAAAAAGAGUGCGCUAACUGGUUACAUAAACUCUACCAAGAAAAGGAUGCGUUACAAGAACACUAUGAAAAGGAGGGCUGUUACCCUGGCCCCACCAUCAAAACCAAACGUCGAGUUUGGACACUGCUGAACUUCCUGUUUUGGGCUACUCUCCUGCUUUCUCCGCUUAUUAACUUCGCCUGGGACGUCUUUGUCAGUGGCUCUCCCCUCCUCAUCAUUGGCUUUAUGAUCUUCCUCAUUGUCGCUUCUGUAGCAGUUCGUCGGCUCAUCGGUGUAACCGAAGUGAAGAAGACAGGAUCCAGCUACGGCAACAUAGAGGCCAAGAAGGAGAACUAAACAUUUUCACCAUGUCAACACCGUGUGGCCACUGUAUCGCUCUCCCUGCAGUCCAGCCUCAGGCACAGAGCUGCCCUGUGUGCAGUUAGCCUUCUUACAAAAAAAAAAGCAAUUAAAAAACAAAUUAAAUAAAAAAAAAAAAUCUCAGCAUUGGGAGGUGUAUAGGGAUAAAACUAUAGAUUUAACUUAAUACACUAGUCUAUAAAAUAUUAUGAUAAUUUUUAUGAACCAACUAAAUGGGAAAUAGAGGAGAAGAAACACUCGUCAGCUGUGGAUCGAUGACGAAACGCUCCUCUUCUCCAGCGGAGAAAGAUGAGACGAACUAGAGAGACUAACCAAUGGUACCAAUCAACCUAUCAGAGGAUUGUUCCUCCUGUUUAGCCCCGCCCUUUAACAUCAUAAGACCCACCCAUUUCCCAACAAACCCACUUGUUGUCAUAGUUCUUCAUUGUUAUUUAUCAACUCUGGAAGUGCUUUGUAACACUCCAUUCUCUGCAUCUACAAAAUAAGUAACAUUCCUCUUUGGAUCUUCACCCAGAGCCACACAAGAGUCACUUAAACUGGUUUUCUACGAUCAGUAUUUCACGUCACGGGCCGGCAGAGCAUGCUGCAGUUGAGGAAGACAAACAGCCCAUGCGAUCAGUGAUGAGGGUCACAACACGGUCCCCACCCAACAAAUGAACUGUUGUAGAUCUUUGGUCUGUUGCAGCUGGAGUGACGUGGUGAAAACGGUUCAGUGUGGCCAAUUUGAUGGUAAUUGAAAUGGAUUGAGCAGGAUUUCUAAGGAAAAGCAUGUCUUCUGUAACUUUACUCCCAUUUUUGAGACCUUUUUCACAAUUACCCACUAUGUCGCCAUUCUGUCAUUGGCUGUGCUGAAUAAGCAAUACGUGUUUUCUACCAAUUCACCUAGAGCAUCUCUUUAGUCAGUCUGCAGUUUUGUCAAACAAAUUGAAAGCCCAUGGACCAUGAUUCAGUUGGCCAACCUCUCUAUCCACGUGUAACUAAUGAAAUAAAGGCGCUGAAGUGUGAGAUUCUGAUAGUAGCUGAAUGACCAAGAACUAAACUAUCAGUUCUGUAAAUAAAGAAAGAUUGUGAAACCUGUUUAGUGUGAACUAAAGACACUAAUGGUUUGUAAAUAAACUCUAGAUUUUUCUUGACCCAAAUCCAUUUGUAUUCACAACACCUUUGCACUUCAUUGAAAUUUAUCUCUCAGUAUAUGUCACCCACUGUUUUUAAUGUGCAACUUGGUACUCUUUCAUUGGUGAAACAGGAAACGACACACGCAAGCCUUGGCAGAACAGUGCGGCUUCGUUUGGUGUGCACUUGCAGUCCCGUGUGGUUUUGAUUUCUGAACCUUGUGCAGGUUUGCUGACCCUCAAAUCAUGUGUAGAUCACAGAAACAGAGCUUCAGAUGCAGUAACAUGGGUUUGGAAGAUCUGCAUGACACAAGUGUUGCAGCUGUGAGAUUUAUUACUUGGGUCAAAGACCAGAGUUCAUUAAACUAAAAUAUCAUCAUACAAGGUUUACUUUUUACCAUUACCUGGUUGAAGGAAUAUUAAUUGAUCAGUUGCACAAAAAAAGCAGUGGUUCCCACAUUAAUAUUGAUAUUUUUAGGAGAGAAUACUGUUGAAAGAAAAAAAUCCAUGUUAUGUAUUGGUGACAUUUCAGAGUCUGAUCUGGUAUUGGCUGAUCUCUGAGCCAAGAUCAGUUCUUGUACUCAAAUGCUGUUAUGAACAUCACACCUCAUUUAGAGCCGGAAUUCCCACUACUUUGAAUAAAUGUUGCUGCUGUAUACCGAA